AAGAGACCCCUCCCCCAGUCCCGGUCCCUGACGGGGAUGAAGUGAACUCACUCUCCCCUCUCUCUUCCCCCUCCUCACUCCCCCAAAACAAACACCCACCCAUCCAUUUCUUUCCUCAGGAUCCAAACAAAAACCCCAUUUCCUCCUUCCCAUCCCCUUCUCACCUCCCUUUCUCCCCUCCAAGCUGCCUCCUUUCCUUCAAGAUCUCCGCAAAGGCGUCGCCUUUCCUCCCCUUUCCCUCUCCCCAGUCUCCCUUCCUCGCCCUUUUCUAUCUUCUUCUCGCAGGAUUCGCCAGUUGUGCGCCUGGAUCUGCUGUCUGAGGUGCUUGAUCCAGGGAUCCGUGGGAGCUUCGCCGGCGCUUCGCGAGGGCACAUGAUGGCUGCUCCUUUUGCUAAAUCUCUGUUAGUUUUCUAUGUUCUCGGAUCCGAGAUUUGGUUUUUCUAGCCUGGGAUUCUUGGUGGGAUUUGGAUGCCGUAGUUGCUGAGCUGCUGCUUAUGAUGCAAACGCACUGGAAAGGGGCUCAUAGGGUUGAGGGAUUCUUCGGGAUUUCGCGGCCGCCGCAGUCCGAGCUGAGCUGCUGGCUUAUGGUGCAGAGCCGGAGAACCCCCCCUGUCCAGAGAUCUCUCGGUAGAGCGCUCGCCGGUGGCCGGAUGGUUAUUUCACGGUGUUAGGGAAGUGGGUAAUGGGGAACAGUACUUCUCGAGUCGUUGGUUGCUUCGUGCCGCUAGGAAAUGGGAAAGAGGGGGUCAAUUUGGAGUUCUUAGAGCCCCUUGAUGAAGGAUUGGGCCAUUCCUUCUGCUAUGUUAGGCCAGUGAUUGCUGAUUCCCCUGCCAUAACCCCGUCAAAUUCUGAAAGGUAUACUGUAGAUUCGAGCAUCCUUGAUUCGGAGACGCACAGCGGCUCCUUUAGGCAGGAGAUAGCCGAGGAUUUGGCUGCUGGGGUGCAGAGGGUCAGCAAGAACUUCUCUGAGACCACCUUUAAAACCAUAUCAGGGGCUUCGGUCAGUGCAAAUGCCUCGACUGCUCGGACCGGCAAUCCGAAGAUGCUGCUCUCAGGCGAUGCCCAGGAGCCUGCUGCUUCGUUCGAGAGCACGGCAUCCUUUGCUGCGAUCCCUCUGCAGCCGGUGCGGCGCGGGUCUGGGCCGUUGAACGGGUUCCUGUCGGGACCCUUGGAGAGGGGAUUUGCUUCAGGGCCUCUGGAAAGAGGGGCGGGUUUCAUGUCAGGGCCUUUGGACAAGGGUGCUUUCAUGUCCGGUCCUCUCGACGGUGCUGAUAGGAGUAACUUCUCAGCUCCACUUGCUUAUGGCCGGAGGAGGCCGGGGUUUGGACGGCUCAUGAGGAGCAUGAGUAGGCCCAUGAAGAUUGCGCUCUCAAAGACUUUCACAAGGCGCUCUCAGGGUCCUCCUGGAUGGGUGCAGCGGUUCCUUUUGCAUCCGAUGACGCAGUUGGUGUGGCAUUCCAAGGAGGCAAGGUUUCGAGCGGAAGCUCCACAGAGUUGUGUGGAGGUUGGGCCAUCUGAACCCGAGUACAGCAAUACACGUAAUUUGCAGUGGGCUCAUGGCAAGGCCGGAGAGGACAGGGUGCAUGUCGUGCUGUCUGAAGAGCAAGGGUGGCUAUUUGUUGGGAUAUAUGAUGGUUUCAGCGGUCCCGAUGGACCUGAUUUCUUGAUGAGCAAUCUGUAUAAAGCUAUAGAUAAAGAGUUGGAAGGAUUGCUAUGGGAUUAUGAAGACAAGCCUGGAAAAAGUGUACCUUCAUCUGGUCUUAUUGAAAAUGAUGCGGUUGGGGUUUCUUCAGAGUUUGUAAAGGAAGAAUGUGUAGGUUCUCAGUUGCACAAUGAUGUUUUGGAAAAACAAGGUGAAAAUCCUUCUCAAGCACAUGAUGAAUGUUCCAAAAAGCAGUGCAAUGAAGAAGUUGUACCUAUCCAGUCAGACGAGGAUGCAACUGGAGUGGAAACUACAGUGAAAAAUGGGUCAGGUGAAGCAUUCAUGGAAGCUGAUGAAAUAGUAGAGGAAAAAGAUGGAUCUAAGGACAUAGGCCAGCUGCAAAGUGAAGCUGGCCAAGACUAUAGCACAAAUAUGGGUGAUAGAAAUUCAGAAACAGCAAGCCAUGUCAAUGCACCGGAGAGCGAAGCCUCCUGCACUGCAGCAACCAAAUUGGCAAGCCAAUGCAGAAAAAGCAAGCGCCUUUAUGAGCUGCUUCAGAUGGAACUGCUGGAAGACUAUGGUUCGAGGGAGCCUUGGUUAGCAUCAGAAAUUGGAAAGAAGAGGAGUUCCUGGGAUUUGCAAUCAAGUGCCAGUGAAGACUUGAGUACCAGAGAAAGCUUACCAACAGCACAGCCUGUUUCUUGCUCUUCAAGUAUCAAAGGAGAAAGUUCAUGUCAUGUGGAAGAUGCUGGCAGUCCAAGGGAAAGUGAGGGUGUUUUGGGGAAAGAUUCCAGAGAUUCAAAGCACAGCUCUGUCGCUUCAUUUUCUGCUUUGGGGCAUAGGCAGAUGAUGAAGAGAUCAUUGAUCGGGUUGAAAUUGAGGAAAAUGUACAGAAAGCAGAAGUCAUUGCGUAAGAAACUUUUCCCCUGGAGUUAUGAUUGGCACAGAGAACAGCCCCAAGCUGAUGAGAGGGUAGUUAAUCCGUCAGUAGUCAUUAGGAGAUGCAAGCCAGGGCCAGUGGAUCAUGAUGCGGUACUGAGGGCAAUGUCACGAGCUCUUGAAGCAACAGAGGAAGCUUACAUGGAAAUGGUGGAAAAGGCGCUCGAUAAAAAUCCGGAGCUUGCACUGAUGGGCUCAUGUGUUCUUGUGAUGUUGAUGAAGGAUCAGGAUGUUUAUGUCAUGAACCUCGGUGACAGUCGUGUUAUCUUGGCACAAGACAGGCUAAAUGAUCGCCAUGUUAACCAAAAUCUUGUAAAAGAUGAUACGAAGCAUCGAAACCGGUCAAGGGAGUCAGUUGUUCGUGUGGAGUUAGACAGGAUCUCGGAGGAGUCUCCUAUGCAUAACCCCAACAGCCGUGUCUGCAACAUUAACAAGAAUAGGGAACUCUCUCUUUGCAGAUUAAAGAUGAGGGCUGUACAGCUGUCUACUGAUCAUAGUACCAGCAUCAAGGAGGAAGUUCUGAGAAUUAAAGCAGAACAUGCUGAUGAUCCUCAAGCUGUCUUAAAUGAUAGAGUAAAAGGACAGUUGAAAGUUACUAGAGCAUUUGGUGCAGGGUUUCUGAAGAAGCCAAAGUUCAAUGAAGCUUUGCUGGAGAUGUUUCGGAUUGACUACAUUGGAACCUCACCAUAUGUUAGCUGCAUUCCCUCAGUUCUUCAUCACCGUCUCUGCUCAAGUGAUCGCUUCUUAGUCCUUUCAUCUGAUGGGCUUUACCAAUAUUUCAGCAAUGAAGAGGUGGUUGCACAUGUUUCGUGGUUUAUGGAAAAUUGUCCUGAGGGAGACCCUGCACAAUACCUGAUAGCUGAGCUUCUUUUUCGUGCAGCUAAGAAAAAUGGGAUGGAUUUUCAUGAAUUACUGGAUAUUCCACAUGGUGAUCGCCGGAAGUAUCAUGAUGAUGUUUCUGUGAUGGUGAUUUCCCUUGAGGGAAGGAUUUGGAGAUCGUCAGGUUGAUCACUGCACUUUGUGGAUUUGUGUCCAUCCUCUCAUGUACCAAAUUUUCAUCAAGGAAGGCUUCUUGUUCCUUUCAUGAGCUCUCUCUCUCUCUCUCUCUCUCUCUCUCUCUCUCUCUCUUCUUUUUUUCCGCUUACUCUUUUCCUUCAGGUGAGCUCCGAGUUACAAACAUUUGUAGUGGCCAUCUCUAUUUACCUCUUGUGCAUGUGUGGCCAUCCAAUUCAUUGGCCACUUUAAGGAUUACCUUGGUCUUUUCAAUCAUAGGAUCAAUUUAAUUCAUGGAUAUCAAGAGUCUAUCCGCUGGAUGGCUGUGAUGCAAUGAAUUAUGCCAGGCUGGGCAUUUGCAUCAAUGAAAGAUCUGAAUUGAAAAGAAAGCCCCACAAGCAACCUGUUUUCUUACUUCAUUCUUGUUUUUUAUUUUUUCUAUGAUGGUGCCAUGGACAAUUUAUUGAUAUUGUGAAAUCAUUAUACUGAAACAGUGGCCAUCUACCCAGCCAUUCUCGAAUAUCAAGUUGGCAAAUAUACAAUUUACAUUCCAUACAUAUCUGAUGGACCUAA
Messenger RNA from Phoenix dactylifera (date palm), 4147 nucleotides. It is a transcript of the gene POL, whose product is annotated as Protein phosphatase 2C family protein. The record is from RefSeq and is a predicted model, not a curated record. Gene Ontology annotation, biological process: protein dephosphorylation. Lineage: Eukaryota; Viridiplantae; Streptophyta; Magnoliopsida; Arecales; Arecaceae. Gene Ontology annotation, molecular function: protein serine/threonine phosphatase activity.